This is a messenger RNA of Sinocyclocheilus grahami, 1605 nucleotides long. It is a transcript of the gene fxn, whose product is annotated as frataxin. Gene Ontology annotation, molecular function: ferric iron binding; ferrous iron binding; iron chaperone activity. The record is from RefSeq and is a predicted model, not a curated record. The transcript has 6 exons. Bases 95 to 721 code for a protein of 208 amino acids. NCBI's taxonomy places the organism in Eukaryota, Metazoa, Chordata, Actinopteri, Cypriniformes, Cyprinidae. Gene Ontology annotation, biological process: iron incorporation into metallo-sulfur cluster; intracellular iron ion homeostasis. Gene Ontology annotation, cellular component: mitochondrion.
GACUUGUAUUUUGAAAUGUCGCGAGAACCGUCUGUUAAGCGGAGGCAUAUGCGUUCACGCUGGCUAGCCGCAAACUUGCAUCCUUUUAGAAGCUAUGUCAAGGUUAACUAACAAGUGUCAUUGUCUUUAUUUACUUAGCUUGAGCUCCACAUGGAAAUGUCACCAACAAGCCUCCAGACUGUCGACAAUGAGAAGUGGCCUUGAAUCAAUAUGUGGUGGCAGAUUUAGGAGUAUUUCUUCAGCACAGACAGUCACAAGGACCUAUGGGUGUGGAGGACAUUCACAGUGGUUUGAUUGGAUUCUGAAGAGAAGGGAACUCCAUUCAAGCACACCGCUUGGAGAAGAAAAGGCAUUUCAGUUCAGAGAUCUAACAGAGAAAGAAUAUGAGAGACUAGCAGAUGAGACGCUGGAUGCAUUGGCAGAGUAUUUGGAAGACCUCACAGAUGAGAGCUUCACUGGAAUGGACUAUGACGUUGUCUUCUCUAAUGGGGUGCUGACAGUGAAAGUGGGCUCUGACCAUGGUACAUACGUUAUCAACAAACAGACACCCAACCGACAGAUUUGGCUCUCCUCACCGACAAGCGGGCCGAAACGCUACUAUUGGACGGGGGAGCGAUGGCUGUACGCUCAUGACGGCGUGGCAUUGCAUAAUCUGCUCUCCAAAGAGUUGUCCGUCAUCUUCAAAUCAAAUAUAGACCUGUCACAUCUCAUCCAUUCAUGAUGAGACCGAUGUGAAGAACAAACACUGUUAUAGAUCCUUUCCACACCAGUUCUCUUGUGACUCUCAUUAUCUUUUUGGUAAGACCUUAAAACUGUAGCUAGUGCUCAAAAAGACCUUCUGGAUUACAAUAUUGUAAUGGUUUAUGCUUCUUUUUGCAUGCAGACCUACAAAUUCAGCCAAGCUGAAUCAGUCAAGCAGCACAAGCUGACCUCGGAUGCACUGUAGAGAUGAUUUAUUAGUCUACAUCAAACCUGUACGCAAUUAUAAGCUUAAAAUGCACUCAGAACAGCAGAACUCUCAUAAUCCCUGUAAACCUGUACCUGGUUAGAUUAAAACCAGAUUAAAGAGAUCACAUUUAAUGGCUCUUUAACCAGUUGAAUAAGACAAAUGGACACAGAUUGUUUUUUGGAGGCUGUGUUUAUCUGCUCGCCUGGCUCUCGUUGAACUAGGGGCUUCUGGCUAGAUGCAGAAAAAGAAGGGGAUUAUAACAGACAGAUGGAGAAGUUUUUGCUCUAAAAGCCCCCGGCCAGAGUCUGUAUUCAAGUAUUAUCUGUGAAUAACGGCAUCACAUCUGAUCAUAUUCCUCAGAGCUUUACCGCCACCCUCAGAUGAUUUAAAAAUACCAGCCCAAUUUAGCAUCAGCCCGCCCGUCAGUUAAAGCUGUCAUUAACUCUGUAAUAUAAUAUCUUAAUGUAAUAGCCCAUAUAUCGCAACAUUAACUUGACACGCUAUCCAUGCAGAUGUUAAAAUAUGAGAUGGAUUGCACUGUGGUCAUACAUUUGAUGUCUUUAUUCGGGGUUGCAUGCGAUGAAACAAUGACGCAUCUGCCACCAUGCUGAUGUCUGAUGUACUUGUCCAUUGACGCAUAUGUAAAUAUAAUAUGA